This is a messenger RNA of Quercus robur (English oak), 2916 nucleotides long. RefSeq lists its product as uncharacterized. Gene Ontology annotation, molecular function: FAD binding. The transcript has 14 exons. The record is from RefSeq and is a predicted model, not a curated record. NCBI's taxonomy places the organism in Eukaryota, Viridiplantae, Streptophyta, Magnoliopsida, Fagales, Fagaceae. Bases 68 to 2206 code for a protein of 712 amino acids.
GUUUUCCUUAUCCCAAAACCAAAGUCGAAGCUCUCACUCACAGCAUCUCACUCACUUCACUUCUUCAAUGUCUCUUCUUCCUUCCAACCUCGUUCCUCUCCAUCUCCAAACUCUCCACCACCCUCCAAACCCUAACCGUGGACUCCCCUAUCCAAUCCCAAGGCUCCCUUAUCCCCGUUCCCAAACACCUCGAAUCCUCUGCGCCAAGAGAACCGGUAAGCAACGCUACCCGUCGGAGAAGAAGAAGCUGAAACAAAAGCAAAAGCAAACCCUAACCCUAACUCCGGUCGACAACAAAUUCGAAGGCGUUUGGAGGCUCUCCAAGCUCGGAGUUCCGAUUCACAGUGACCCCGGCAAGGACUUUCUCGGCGUAUCCCCGGGUUUGCUCCAAGAGAUUGCCAAAGUGAUCGAAUUCCCGGUUGCUUCUAUGCUGCCACAGGAUGCUUUCUCUGUUGUUCGGAAAUCUUUUGAUGCAAGGAAGAUGUUGAAGGAACCAAAAUUUGUAUAUACUGUGGACAUGGAUGUCAGUAAACUCCUGAGUCUCGAGCCUCGUACCUGGGAUUUCAUUUCUCGGUUGGAGCCUAAACUUGGGCUCAUAGACCAUAUGCCUAAUGAAAGAGCUUCUGGUGAUUUGAUUAGUAUAAUACAUGAUUCCAAAAAGAACCCCAAAGAUAUAGUGACAACAGAAAAUGGACAUAACAUUUAUUCUGGGUCAGAACAAUCAUACAAGUGCCCAACAAUCAAAAAGACAAAAAUAGCAGUCGUCGGUAGUGGACCAUCUGGCCUGUUUGCUUCUCUUGUUCUUGCAGAACUUGGUGCUGAUGUUACCUUAAUAGAAAGAGGUCAAGCCGUUGAACAAAGGGGGCGUGACAUUGGUGCCUUGGUAGUUCGCCGUAUUCUACAAAUGGAAAGCAAUUUUUGCUUUGGGGAGGGUGGUGCAGGUACCUGGAGUGAUGGAAAGCUAGUAACUAGAAUUGGAAGAAACAGUGGCAGUGUUCAGGCGGUUAUGAAAACUUUAGUUCACUUUGGAGCUCCAAAAAAUAUCUUGAUAGAUGGCAAGCCUCACUUGGGAACGGAUAGGUUGAUUCCAUUGCUUCGCAACUUUCGGCAACAUCUGCAAGGGCUGGGUGUCACUAUCAAGUUUGGGACAAGGGUAGAUGAUCUGCUUGUAGAGGAUGGACAUGUUGUAGGGGUUAGAGUCUCUGAUUCGAAAGACAAAUUACAGUUCAAUAGCCAGAAGUUGGGAUAUGAUGGGGUUGUUCUGGCUGUUGGGCAUUCUGCACGUGAUAUAUACCAGAUGCUUCUUUCUCAUAAUAUGGUCUUGGUCCCAAAAGAUUUUGCCGUUGGUUUGCGGAUCGAGCAUCCUCAAGAGCUAAUAAAUAGAAUACAGUAUUCUGCAUUGGCCACUGAGGUUUAUAAGGGACGUGGAAAAGUACCUGUGGCAGAUUACAAGGUGGUCAAUUAUAUUAACGGAGAGGAUGGGGGCCCAUCCUCCAAUUCAGGAGCAACAGGUCGCAAUUGCUAUUCCUUCUGCAUGUGUCCUGGUGGGCAGGUUGUUCUCACAAGUACAAAUCCAUCAGAACUCUGUGUCAACGGCAUGUCCUUCUCUCGACGUGCAUCUAAGUGGGCAAAUGCUGCACUUGUUGCGACUGUCUCUACAAAGGAUUUUGAAACACUAGGUUGCUGUGGACCUCUUGCAGGGGUUGAAUUUCAGAUGGAAUUUGAGCGCAAAGCAGCUAUAAUGGGCGGGGGAAAUUUUGUGGUGCCUGUCCAGACGGUUACUGAUUUUAUGGAAAACAGGUUAUCAGUAACAUCUGUGCCACCAUCAAGUUAUCGGUUAGGAGUGAAGGCAGCAAAUCUCCAUGAGCUAUUCCCAAUUCAUAUCACAGAGGCUUUGCAGCACUCGAUCUCAACAUUUGACAAAGAGUUGCCAGGAUUCAUAACCAGUGAGGCCCUUCUUCAUGGAGUGGAGACCAGAACCAGCUCUCCCAUCCAGAUUCCCCGCAACACUGAUACCUAUGAGAGCACAUCAUUGAAAGGAUUAUAUCCAGUUGGUGAAGGGGCAGGGUAUGCUGGUGGGAUUGUAAGUGCAGCAGUUGAUGGCAUGUUUGCAGGUUUUGCAGUGGCAAGAAAUUUUAAUUUGUUAGACAGUUGCAUAGAAUCUUCUUUGGGCAAGGCUCAGAGUGCUGGAGUUGUGAAGUACUAGAAGCCAAUUUGGUUGUUUCUUCUGUAACUGAUGCUAGCCACAAGAGAAAAGGUUGGUAAUCUACAUAUUGAUCCCAAAUAGCCAAGAUAGGUAGUGGUUGGGGUUUCAACUUCAGCUUCCUAUAUUGUUAACCUCUUGGAAGAGUCUGAACUGUUUCAAUUUGAACCUAACAGUUGGACUUGAGAUGAAAAAAAUCAAGGAAUCAUGUCUUUUGGCGUCCAUUAGACAUCACUGUGUCCAUUGCUCCGGUGAUCAUGAAACAGUUGAGUUUAGUAAUUUGCUUGGAGUAUACUACUGAAGAGGAUCCUAGGGUCAGUUGUGGGAGAGCAUAUUAGAAGUCAUGUUGAUUGCUAAUCUGACACGAUAGUUGUUCUCUAACCACAUGGAAGUUGCAAAGCAAAGACGUCUCAAGCAAGCUGGACUUGUGAAAGAAUUUUGUAAAAUUUGACUUUGUUGCAGUUUACAACUUAUAUCAAAAUAUUGAUCACUUGUAAAUUAGGAAGUAGCAUUUAAUCAUGUGGACAUUUUGAUCGUAUGGCAACAUUUAUUAGAUGCUAUGAAGGUAGAGGUUUGCAUUUAGCAAAAGUGAAGAAGGGUGGAAGAAGAAGAAAUGUAAAGUUUUGCAGAUCAAGGAGUUUUUUUUUUUUAAUAAAUAUUUUUUCUCCCAUUAAGUGAACUAUAAAGCAGUAGCGUUGACACGUUCUCAUCAA